UAGUGUUUUUAGAAGAAGCAUCUCAACAAGAAAAGCUGGCCAAAGAAUGGUGCUUCAAGCCAUGUGAAAUAAGAGAACUGAGCCACCAUGAGUUCUUCAUGCCCGGGCUGAUUGACACACACAUCCAUGCCCCUCAGUAUUUCUUUGCUGGGAGUAAUGUAGACCUGCCGCUUCUGGAGUGGCUGAGCAAGUACACAUUUCCUAUAGAACACAGAUUCCAGAGCAUCGACUUUGCUGAAGAAGUAUACACCAGAGUUGUUAGGAGAACACUAAAGAAUGGAACAACCACAGCUUGUUACUUUGGAACAAUUCACACUGACUCAUCUUUGCUCCUUGCAGAAAUUACAGAUAAAUUUGGUCAGCGGGCAUUUGUGGGCAAAGUCUGCAUGGAUUUAAAUGACACUGUUCCCGAAUACAAGGAAACCACCGAGGAAUCAGUCAAGGAAACAGAGAGAUUUGUGUCAGAAAUGCUCCAAAGGAAUUAUUCUAGAGUGAAGCCCAUCGUGACCCCGCGUUUUUCGCUUUCCUGCUCUGAGACUUUGAUGGGUGAACUUGGAAACAUCGCCAAGAUCCACGAUUUGCAUAUUCAGAGCCAUAUAAGUGAAAAUCAUGAUGAAAUUGAAGCUGUGAAAAACUUAUACCCUGGUUAUAAAAACUAUACAGAUGUGUAUGAUAAAAACAAUCUUCUGACAAAUAAGACAGUGAUGGCACAUGGCUGCUACCUUUCUGCAGAAGAACUAGAUGUGUUCAGGGAACGAGGAGCAUCGAUCUCACAUUGUCCUAAUUCUAACUUAUCGCUGAGCAGCGGCUUUCUCAAUGUGCUGGAAGUCCUGGAACAUGAAGUGAAGAUAGGGUUGGGAACAGAUGUGGCUGGUGGUUAUUCAUCUUCCAUGCUUGAUGCAAUCAGAAGAGCAGUGAUGGUUUCCAAUAUCCUUUCAAUUAAUAAGAUAAAUAUGAAAAGUCUCACUCUCAAAGAGGUCUUCAGACUAGCUACUCUUGGAGGCAGCCAAGCCCUGGGGCUGGAUAAAGAGAUUGGAAACUUUGAAGUGGGCAAGGAAUUUGAUGCCCUCUUGAUCAACCCCAAAGCAUCUGACUCUCCCAUUGACCUGUUUUAUGGAGAUUUUGUUGGUGAUAUUUCUGAGGCUAUUAUUCAGAAGUUCCUCUAUCUAGGAGAUGACCGAAAUAUUGAGGAGGUUUAUGUGGGCGGCAAGCAGGUGGUUCCCUUUUCCAGCUCAGUCUAAGGCUCUCAGCAUCCAGCAGUACUGGGAUAACGUGGUUCUGCAUCUCGCUUAUGCCCAGGCAGAGUUAGAAAGUCAAAAAAUAGUACCUUUUUCUUGGGAUGACUAUCCCUUUCUGUGUCUAGUUACAGUAUUCACUUGACAAAUCGAAGGAAGUUGCACUAAUUCUUAGCUCUCUGGUUGGGACGAUUCGAAAUUUCUCCCUUCUGAGCUGUUCAGAUUUACUUUAAGCUCAAACGUAAGGAAAUGUUAUUACUAGUAGUGUUCUUAUGAGAUUUAAGUAAAAUCUACUUCAUGUUUGGAAAUGUGGAGAGAAAAGAUGUUCCUAUGAGGCUAGACAUUUUGAGCUGAUAAAUGUGAAAACUGGAAACAGAAAAUGAAUCAGUGAGUAUAUUUUUAUGAGGGAGAAAAAAGUUAGAUUAAGAACAAAAAUUGGAAAAAUCACUUCAGAUUGUAAUUGAAAAUUAAAUACUGAGCAUACUGAUUUAAAAAAGAGAACUUGCUGAGUUUUAAAACAUGUUUCUAGAUUGACUUUGUAUUCUGGAAAUUUGUGCUUAAUGCAAUUUGCAUCUCAGAGA
Molecule: messenger RNA, 1816 nt
Organism: Pteropus alecto (black flying fox)
Lineage: Eukaryota; Metazoa; Chordata; Mammalia; Chiroptera; Pteropodidae
Gene: GDA
Product: guanine deaminase
Exons: 13
Coding region: 99-1241 (380 amino acids)
Biological process (GO): guanine catabolic process
Cellular component (GO): cytosol
Molecular function (GO): guanine deaminase activity; zinc ion binding
Source: RefSeq, a predicted model, not a curated record